CAUAACACUUUGGACUGAUCGACGCAACUAAAUUAUAGCGUAUUAAGUAUAAUGAAAUUUGAACUUUGACACUUUCGUUACAAAUCCGCUUUCACUUUUGGCCUAACAUAAUACCAUAACCAAAAACGGCAACAAUAAAACGGCGUAGUAUAAAAUAGCUUGCCAAAGUGCAAAUAUAUUCUACCGGAACGAAGUAAACCAGAUUUUCGUGUCAAAAUGUCAAAACGGCGUCCUCUACGACCAACAGCUGGGUCUGGUCAGCCUAGCAGUUCCAAUAUGAACUUUCGGCCUGGUGGUCCCGAUAUAACUCGAGGCGAAGCGCGGGGCACGCGUCCAACUGCUGCGCCCACCAGCAUACGUGAAAUUUUAGUUAUGGGAGUCAUACAUCUCUGCAAAAAGACAAUAUUCUUUAAUACGGACCUGAAAGUGGCUUUAUAUUUGGGAAGUUUAUUUAUCAUCUCGCUCAUAGGCGACUUCUUGCCGUUUCCCAAGACAUAUUUUGCCCGCUCUGACAACCUGUUCAACUUGUACUUCGUCAAAGUUGGCUGGGGCUGGACCCUCCUGUUCGCAGUGCCCUUUGCGGUGCUCUCCGCCUACACGAUUACCUGCGGCGACAUGAAGCGCAUGCUGAGGCAUCACUUUCCACGUAUUGUGAUAGCUACGUUCUUCUGGUUCUUCUGGACAAAGCUCUUCAAUAUUGUAGAAACCUCGUAUGGUCGCUGCACUACCAAAGGCUUCCAGAGCAAGUCUAGUUGCCUGAAAGCCGGACAUUUAUGGCAGGGAUUUGACAUCUCUGGACAUGCGUUUAUUCUGAUACACUCAAGUCUGGUGCUGAUAGAGGAGGCGCGACCCAUCAUCAAGUGGGAGACGAUCAAGGAGCAUCUGCGCAAUGAGCUACACAAUCGCAGUGUCUCCGAGAAAUCAAGCAGCAAUCCCUUGCGCAAUCUGAACGAUGAGCAAAUACGUAGUCUACAGUUUCUAUAUACGCGUCUGACGCCCAUCAUUCGCACCUUGUUCAUUGGCAUGGCGGGUCUGCAGCUGCUGUGGGACAUAAUGUUGGUGGGCACCAUGCUGUACUAUCAUCGCAUGAUCGAGAAAGUCAUCAGCGGCAUUAUUGCAAUUCUGACGUGGUACUUCACGUAUCGGUUCUGGUAUCCCACCAAUGGGCUGCUGCCCGAGGCUCCAGGCAAUGGUCUUUUCUACUAUCAGCGCGAGAACUUUCCCAUCAGGCGGCCAACGCAUUUACACACCUCCAUGCCAUCUGGCAGCAGUCAGUCGUCUGCCAGUGGACAGAAAGCAAACCCCAAUGGCAGUGGUCAAUGGUCAGCCAGCAGACUGAGCACUCAGCCGACGCAACAGCAGCAGCAGCAGAUACCCACAUUCAUGGGCAUGCCGUUGUUUACCAAUGCGAAAGCAGCCACUGCAGCUGCCGGUUUGCUGCAAGCGGAAAAGCUCAAGCGGGAGCAACAGCAGGCGGGCGUGGACAGCUAAACCCAAGCUUAUGUGACCCAGCUACAGAAAACAGGAAUUGAAUUAUAUUGGAUAAGGGAGUCAUUUUAACCGGUAGUGGCUAGCGAAAUCUUUUGUACCAAAUAGAACUUAAUACCAAAUGAAAUUUAUAAA
Drosophila arizonae is the source of this 1623-nucleotide messenger RNA. RefSeq names its product acyl-coenzyme A diphosphatase Fitm (gene Fitm). Gene Ontology annotation, molecular function: coenzyme A diphosphatase activity. NCBI's taxonomy places the organism in Eukaryota, Metazoa, Arthropoda, Insecta, Diptera, Drosophilidae. Gene Ontology annotation, biological process: lipid storage; phospholipid biosynthetic process; lipid droplet organization. Gene Ontology annotation, cellular component: endoplasmic reticulum membrane. The record is from RefSeq and is a predicted model, not a curated record.